Molecule: messenger RNA, 405 nt
Organism: Postia placenta MAD-698-R-SB12
Lineage: Eukaryota; Fungi; Basidiomycota; Agaricomycetes; Polyporales; Adustoporiaceae
Exons: 7
Coding region: 1-405 (134 amino acids)
Source: RefSeq, a predicted model, not a curated record
AUGCGAGUCACACUCACCUUGGCACUCGCCCUAGCCAUGUUUGGACUGGCUAAACGAGAGGCCCGGGGGUUGGGCGAUUCAUUUUUGCAGGAGCGCAGCGGUUUUGCGGACAAUGCCGGAGCUGUGGUAGAAGAAGCGAAUUCAUGGAUGCUGCAGGCUUUGCAAAAGAAAGAACACCACUCAAAUGACCUGAUUGUCAGCGAGACCGAUAAUGCAGCAGAGCUGCCUACCCUCCGUAAUGUCUCUGGACCCGCGUCGAAACACCAAGAAUCUGCACCACAUCAAGGGGCGCGAACCGUUGGUGCUCCUGACCGCUGCAGUCCAGAGGCUCGAGCCGCGAACUGGCCAGAGAAAGAUGUCACGCUGCACGAGGUGUUCAGGCGGGAGUGGCACACAAUGGAGUGA